This is a messenger RNA of Lontra canadensis (Northern American river otter), 1804 nucleotides long. Its product is annotated as tripartite motif-containing protein 59. The coding region runs from base 276 to 1487 and encodes 403 amino acids. Gene Ontology annotation, biological process: cilium assembly. The record is from RefSeq and is a predicted model, not a curated record. Gene Ontology annotation, cellular component: intraciliary transport particle B; centrosome; cilium. The transcript has 3 exons. Lineage: Eukaryota; Metazoa; Chordata; Mammalia; Carnivora; Mustelidae. Gene Ontology annotation, molecular function: zinc ion binding.
CGCCACACAGUUGAACGUUGCCGGGAGACUGCGCUUGCGUCCUGAGGCUCCGCGAGGCCCCGCCCCGUCUGGGCGCCUGAAAUCCCUCAGGGCGGAGGAGGGCGGGGACGCCAAGCAUCUCGGGGACGCGGAGCGUGGAGGCCGUAGAGCUGUUCUGGCCUGUGGAGUAGGUUGGUUUCAAACUCCCCGCGAACACGAAUAAAAGAAACUGAGUAAGUUGGAGAAGAUAAAGUAUAUUCAGUCGCUAAUCCAGAAGAUCAGCAGCAAAGUAGGAAAUGCACAAUUUUGAGGAUGAGUUAACAUGUCCCAUUUGUUAUAGUAUUUUUGAAGAUCCUCGUGUACUACCGUGCUCUCAUACAUUUUGUAGAAAUUGCUUGGAAAACGUUCUUCAGGCAUCUGGGAACUUUUAUAUAUGGAGACCUUUACGAAUUCCACUCAAGUGCCCCAAUUGCAGAAGUAUUAUUGAAAUUGCUCCAACUGGUAUUGAAUCUUUACCUGUUAAUUUUGCAUUAAGGGCUAUUAUUGAAAAGUAUCAGCAAGAAGACCAUCCAGAUAUUGUCACCUGUCCUGAACAUUACAGACAACCAUUAAAUGUUUACUGUCUCCUAGAUAAAAAACUAGUUUGUGGUCAUUGCCUUACCAUAGGUCAACAUCAUGGUCAUCCCAUUGAUGAUCUUCAAAGUGCUUAUCUGAAAGAAAAGGACACGCCUCAAAAACUACUUGAACAGUUAACCGACACACACUGGACAGAUCUUACUCAUCUUAUCGAAAAGCUGGAAGAACAGAAAUCUCAUUCAGAAAAAAUGGUCCAAAGUGAUAAGGAAGUUGUUCUCCAGUAUUUUAAGGAGCUUAGUGAUAUAUUGGAACAGAAAAAAAAAAUUUUCCUAGCUGCUCUCUGUGAUGUUAGCAACCUGAUUAAUCAAGAAUAUACUCCACAAAUUGAAAGAAUGAAAGAAAUAAGAGAGCAGCAACUUGAAUUGAUGACAAUGACAACAUCUUUACAGGAGGAGUCUCCACUUAAAUUUCUUGAAAAAGUUGAUGAUAUCCGCCAACAUGUGCAGAUUUUGAAACAAAGACCACUUCCUGAGGUCCAACCUGUUGAAAUUUAUCCUCGAGUAAGCCAAAUAUUGAAAGAAGAUUGGAGCAGAACAGAAAUUGGACAAAUUAAGAAACUUCUCAUUCCUGAAAUGAAAAUUUCUUCAAAGAGGAUGCCAUGUUCCUGGCCUGAUAAAGAUGAGAAAGAAGUUGAAUUUUUUAAGAUUUUAAACAUUGUUAUAGUUACUUUAAUUUCAGUGAUACUGAUGUUGAUCCUCUUUUUUAACCAACACAUAAUAACCUUCUUAAAUGAAAUCACUUCAAUAUGUUUUUCUGAAGUUUCUUUAUCUGUUUACCAAAAUUUAUCUAACAAUCUGCAUGAUUUAAAGAAUCUGCUAUGUCACACUUUAUAUUUACUGAAGGAAUUCAUGUGGAAAAUAGUUUCUCGUUGAAAAUUCAAAUCUGAAUUGUUUAAAUAGGCUUAUUCUGUACAGCAGACUAAUAGCCAUUGCUAAAGGGAGAUAUAGGGUAGGAUGGACAAAUAGCAAAGUAAACUAUCAGAUUUACAGCAAAUAUAGAAAUAUGUUAAACCAUCCAUGCUGCUUAGAUGGAAAUUUGUCAGUUAGAAAUGAUACAUAAGGUGUCUUAACCAGAAUAUCUAGUUUAUUUGAUUUAAUAUAUUAUCCCAUUUUAUUUGCUUGAGGUUGACUUUAUCGUUAUGGCAUUGAAAUACUCCUGUACCAAUACGGUCUUUUAGCUUUUUUGUUUU